Molecule: messenger RNA, 537 nt
Organism: Symbiodinium natans
Lineage: Eukaryota; Dinophyceae; Suessiales; Symbiodiniaceae
Source: the annotation of a GenBank genome assembly
AUGCGUCGCUCUGUGGUUGGCUGGGUGCGAGUUGCAAACGAAGAUUGGCACAGCACUAUGAGCCGGAAACACAGACUGACUGCAGCGUUACACAUACACUGGUCUGGCCAACUUGCACGACGUCAGUACAACUUCACUUUCCAACUGUUGCGAAUUCCCAAUUGGGCCGCGGCCGUUGUUAAAUGGUGUCCAGAAAGCAACUGGCAAGAACAUUUUGCUUUACAACUACAUCGUCGACCUGGUCGCCCGACUCCGGAAUUUGCAGCCUAUGAUUUUCCAGCGGUGAAUACGUGGACUGAUCUUGUGCAAGCGGCCGUCGGCACCACUGCCCUUGGCCCGGCGCCCUGCAUCUCGGCAGGCUCGGGCUUCGCGCCGCUGCCGCUGGACCGAGUCCUAGAGCCGGGCGUAAGUGCGGCAACUAGGGAUGGGGUCGCACUUGCGGUGGCGCAGUGCCGCAAGCUCGCACGGGAUCGCGAGCUCACCCGCGAGGGCCCACAUCGCUUAUGCGUUCUAGCCGCUGAAAUCGUGGGGUGCUGA